Messenger RNA from Blastomyces dermatitidis ER-3, 657 nucleotides. RefSeq lists its product as uncharacterized. The record is from RefSeq and is a predicted model, not a curated record. NCBI's taxonomy places the organism in Eukaryota, Fungi, Ascomycota, Eurotiomycetes, Onygenales, Ajellomycetaceae. The coding region runs from base 1 to 657 and encodes 218 amino acids. The transcript has 3 exons.
AUGUCGGAUCAAUGCUCACUGCGACUCCCACCAGGGAACCCACGCAAGCGGAAAAGCGAGGAUAACCUUCAUGGUCAGUUGAAAAAGGCUCCGCCGAUGGACACGCCCCUAUCCAAUCCUGUCCAAGCAACAUCCACCCAGAGUGAAUCGGCUACUGAAGAUACCCCCGCCGACGAUGUCCUCAGCAUCGAGAAUAUGGCCCAAAUGGCAUCGAACAGUGGGAGUAUAUUUGAGUCUCCCUGGGCCAAAAAAUGCAGCCAGAAAGCAGUGGAGUGUAUCAUCUGUUGUUGGGCUGCUGAUAGCAGCUUGAUACCCCAGGAGGAUAUAGAUCGCUGGUGCGAUGAGUUCCCAUUUCCUGAAAUGACAUUACUUUCUGUCCUUGCAUGGCAUUUUGGACCUGAUAAAUUUGGACAAGACGACCUCCGCUCAUUCAUAUCUUCCUUUCCAAAUGAUGAGCUUAGGGAUAUUUGGAGCAGGAACAGAUUUCGGCGGGACUGGAGUUUCAAGGCUUUCGAGGAUUUUGAAUAUACGCUGCGCAAUGCGAAGCAUGCUUUUCAGCAUCCUGCUUUUGCAGGAAUAGCCGUACAAAGCCACGAAGUUCAGAAGGUGAUUGAGUUGGAUUUACAAGAAUGGCUACAAGAUUUUCAUAUGCUGUAA